UCAAGAGGGCGAUGGCACCGUUGCUGCCGCCAUCUUGACUUCUUUGACCACAUCCUGCAGACCGCUCUGGCCUUCAGCACUCAGCACGUCCCAUCUCACAACCUGAUAACCCCCCGCAGAAUCUUCUGUCCUAUCGGGCGCCUUCUUUCCGCAAUCUCUUCAAAGAAACCAGCGCUUUCUUAUCCGGGGAAGACCUGGACAGCGGCACUCCCGGAGCAGAGCGCCCUCCCCGCCGCGAUCGCUCGUGGGGGCCGGGCUGCUGGACGCUUCUCCUGGGUCACCGCGUGGUGGCUCCUCCCGAAACAGCUGGAGCGCCGGCGGCCCCUUCCCCGCAAAGCGGCGGGCGAGGAAGGGAAAUUGUCGGCUGGCUCCGGGGCGCUCCCGAGUCUGGGCAGUCCCUGUAGCGACGCGUUGCCCGUUUCUCACGUCCUGCCUGGGGGCGCGGGGCGAAACCACGCAGACGCCGGAUGUCGGGAGGUAAAGUCGCCGGGCGCGUCGAUUGAAUAUAAUCUAUGAAUUUCAGUACAAUAAAGCAGAGAAGAAAAGGCUCAAGAAGCACUCCAUGCUUAGGAGGAGGAGGAGGAGGACUGUCUGCCUCAGAAAAGGGCAAGAAGUAAAGCCCAUGAGUUUCCCAAAGAGGUGGGUGACUGCUUUGCCACAUCAAUUGAUUAUCCACAGACUCUGUCACUUUUCAGCAGAGAAAUACAAUCUAGCAUCCCCCGGUCACCCUCCUGUUCAGCACAUUUUUGCCAAAUGACUCCCAUGGAUUUUUCCGUCUGCGUGCAGCAAGCGUAUUUAUUGCAGCUCUCGAUUUCUUUCUGCUUAGAUAUUUGAAAGCUGCCAAGCUACCCUCCGGCCAGCUAGCUAAGCUGUCUCGGGGGCCGCAUCUAUCUCCCCACCUGGCACAGGCAGCCACAGCCCCUCGCCUGCAUCCAUGAAAAAGGCAACGUGGCUGCAGGCCAGCCCACCCCCUCACCUUGCCCUCCCUGCACAACUCAACUUCCCUCCCUUCGUGGCUCUUCCUGAAGAAUCCCUGUCUAAUUUCUCUUUGGCCAAGCUCAUGUUACUUUACCAGGCCGAGAAUGGGACCUCCUUCAACUGGACCCACAGACAGAUUGUGGAGUGGGAGAAGUUUGCUGAGCUGGCAAGGUACGAGUCCCAGAAGCCUGCCGGGAAGGCUCUUCUGAUUGUGGCCUAUGCAGUGGUCAUCCUAGUCUCUCUCUUUGGAAACAUCUUGGUCUGCCAGGUGGUGGUCAAGAACAAGAAGAUGCACUCGGCCACCAGCCUCUUCAUGGCCAACUUGGCUGUCUCAGAUAUCAUGAUCACUUUGCUUAACACCCCCUUCACGCUGGUUCGAUUUGUGAACAGCACCUGGGUCUUUGGGAAAACUAUGUGCCACAUCAGCCGCUUUGUACAAUACUGUUCCCUCCAUGUCUCCACACUGACCCUAACAGCCAUAGCCUUGGACCGACAUCAGGUCAUCUUAAACCCACUUAAGCCAAGGAUGUCCCUGACCCAAGGAGCACUCCGUAUUUCUGCCAUCUGGAUCAUGGCAGCCUGCUUCUCUUUGCCCCAUGCAAUCUAUCAAAAGCUUUUCAAGUAUAAUUACAGGAAAACUACGGUCCGUAGCUUGUGCCUCCCUGACUUUCCUGAACCUGCUGAGCUGGUGUGGAAAUACCUGGAUCUUUCUACCUUCCUCCUCCUCUACCUCUUGCCACUCCUCUUCAUCACCAUCACAUAUGCCCGAUUAGCCAAGAAGCUGUGGUUGCGCAACACGGUUGGGGAUAUCACAAUGCAACAGUCUGUUGCCCAUCAUAAGAACAAGAAGAGAAGCAUCAAGAUGCUGAUCCUUGUGGUUGUCGUGUUCGCUGUCUGUUGGUUUCCCCUUAAUUGUUAUGUGCUGCUCAUCUCCAGCAUGGGCAUCCAGACCAGAAAUUCCCUUUAUUUCAUCCUGCACUGGCUGGCCAUGAGCAGCACUUGCUACAACCCUUUCAUCUACUGCUGGCUCAAUGAAGGGUUCCGCUCUGGGCUCAAAUCCUUGCUUGUCAUCUGUCGGAAGGCGCCCACCAUGCGGGACAAUCUGAGGCCAGGGAUGGUCCUACCUUAUCGGGAGGCCUGGAUGGAGCAAGCCAGGUACAAGCAUGGAUCUUUUUUACGUUCAACUACUGAUGGGCAGACACUCAACACAGAUUUGUAAUAUGGUGGAUCAAGGAGGAACAGUUAAGAUAUCAGCAAUGAAAAGAGAUCACAUCAAUAUAAAUGAAAAUAAAGCAUAUAAAUGAGAAUAUGCAGCAUGCAGAAAGAUUUUGCAAAAAGGAAAGAUCUACCAUACGUAGAAAAAAAAGUUUGGAAUAGAUAUAAAGCAAGAUUGUCUCCUAAAAUUCCUCUAUGGUUGUUACCUCAAGAAGCUUUUUAUAGAAGAGAAAUGACAGUUAAACAAACAUGGUUGACAUAUGCUGAUUUAUUGACUUUUCUUGAAAGAGAACUUAAAUUAAAAACAAGGUAAGAGCUGGAAAUGGAAAGUUAUACCUAUCAAUGGUUAUUUAUGCUCAGUUGCUAGAAAAAUUUAAACUGGACAAGAAGAUUUAUGACUUUACACAUGAGAAAACAGAUUUUGAGUUGGUCUUAUGUCAAUGGUGAACAUAUUAUUGCUGUAUAGCCUGUUAUUGAAAAUGAAUAUGGAAGAUGAGUAUGUUAAAGACUGUAUGAUUAAUUGGACAAAAACUUUGGAUAUAACAUAAUGCUUGAACAAUGGAAUAAAAUGUGGAGCAAAGGACUGAAGUUUACACUUAAUUACAAUCUGAAAGAGAACUUUUAUAAAAUGAUGUAUCAUUGGUACUCAACACUGGAUAAAUUGUCUAAGACAUAUAAGGGUGUGUCAAAUGUACACUGGAAACGUAACCAAUGUGAAGGCACUUUUUAUCAUCUUUGGUGGGCUUGUAAGAAGGCUAAGAAAUACUGGGAUUUGAUAUGUACUUUAAUUCAGAGAAUUUUAAGAAUGGAUGUACAACUGAAAACCAGAGGUUUUUCAUUUAGGUAUGGUGGAUAAACAGAUUGAAAGAAAACAUGUGACUUUUUUGCUUAAUAUGAUAACAGCAGCGAGAUUCUUAUUUGCGCAGAAACAGCAGGACCCAUAAAUACCUACAACUGAAGAAUGGAUGAAGUUGAUCGAGUGGGGGAGAUGGCAAAAUUGACCAUUUUGAUUAAACAAAAGACUUUAUCUAGUUUUGUUUCUACUUGGAAACCACUUUUGGACUUUUUGCUUGAAAUUGAAAGAAAUGGAACUUUAAUGUUGGGAUUUGAUGAUUAAUACUGUUUAUGAUUAUAGAAAUACUGUAUAUUAAUUUAA
Messenger RNA from Python bivittatus (Burmese python), 3349 nucleotides. Its product is annotated as G protein-coupled receptor 83-like. Gene Ontology annotation, cellular component: neuron projection; plasma membrane. The record is from RefSeq and is a predicted model, not a curated record. Lineage: Eukaryota; Metazoa; Chordata; Lepidosauria; Squamata; Pythonidae. Gene Ontology annotation, biological process: neuropeptide signaling pathway. Gene Ontology annotation, molecular function: neuropeptide binding; neuropeptide Y receptor activity.